AUGGAAAAAGCCCGAACAAUGCGCAUAGCCGCAAAUCUGCCACACAACCUGUGGAAGGAUAUUGUGGAGGCUGCUUGCUACCUACGCAACCGAACACCUCUUGAACGUAACAAAUGGCACAGCCUAUUCGGAAGUGUUUUUAAGAAGCAACCGAUACUUAGUCAUUUAAAGGCUUAUGGUUGUAAGGCAUUUGCAAUGACUGCAGAUGCCCAACUCAAGCUUCAGAGAAGGCAAAAGCUUGAACCGAGAGUACAUAUCGGGUAUCUCGUAGGCUACCAAUCCUCAAAUAUCUACAAGAUAUGGGUUCCGCACAAGAAUAAGGUUAUCUUAACCCGAGAUGUUAUCUUCAAUGAGUCGGCUUUCUUUGAGAACAAAAUAGCUCAACCCGAACUACGACAAACCAUAAGUCAGCUGCUGGAAGAAAUUGAAAUCCCAGAAGAACGGCAAGUUAUGGAGUCUAUGCUCGAAGAAGAAACAUUCGAAUAUUCUGAUGAAUCAGAUGAGAAGAGAUUCUGGAUGAAAUCGUUGUGA
This is a messenger RNA of Metarhizium robertsii ARSEF 23, 531 nucleotides long. RefSeq names its product polyprotein. The transcript has a single exon. Lineage: Eukaryota; Fungi; Ascomycota; Sordariomycetes; Hypocreales; Clavicipitaceae. The coding region runs from base 1 to 531 and encodes 176 amino acids. The record is from RefSeq and is a predicted model, not a curated record.